CUGAGGUCACAGGUCGCAGCAAUCAACCCACAAGUCCCGAUGGGCCCUGCGGGGGACGCGGCGAGGCCCGGGCGCUUCUUCGGCGUCUACCUGCUCUACUGCCUGAACCCUCGGCACCGGGGUCGCGUCUACGUGGGGUUCACCGUCGACCCUGCUCGUCGGGUCCGGCAGCACAACGGGGGCCGCAAAAAAGGCGGGGCCUGGCGGACCAGCGGACGCGGGCCCUGGGAGAUGGUGCUUAUCGUGCACGGCUUCCCUUCCGCCGUGGCCGCCCUUCGGUUCGAGUGGGCCUGGCAGCACCCGCACGCCUCGCGCCGCCUGGCGCACGUGGGCCCGCGCCUGCGCAGCGAGGCCGCCUUCGUUUUCCACCUGCGCGUGCUGGCGCACAUGCUGCGCGCGCCGCCCUGGGCGCGCCUCCCGCUCACCGUGCGCUGGCUGCGCGCCGACUUCCGACGUGAGCUGUGCCCGCCGCCGCCGCCGCACAUGCCGCUGGCCUUCGGGCCUCCGCCGCCCGGCGCCUCGGCGACGAGGCGCCGAGCCGGCCCCUUAGCUGACCCGGAGUCCGAGCCCGACCAAGACGCCGAGGCCAGCUGCGCCCUGUGCGCGCGCUCCUUCCAGGAUGAAGAGGGCCCCCUGUGCUGCCCCCACCCCGGCUGCCACCUAAGAGCCCACAUGAUCUGCCUAGCGGAGGAGUUCCUGCAAGAGGAGCCAGGGCAGCUUCUGCCCCUAGAGGGCCAGUGCCCGGGCUGUAAGAACUCACUGCUGUGGGGAGACCUGAUCUGGCUGUGCCGGAUGGGCGCCGAGGAGGAAGAGGAGGACUUGGAAUUAGAAGAGGAACACUGGACAGACAUGCUGGAGACCUGAUCCUCAGCGCCCCCAACCCUCUGCCUCCCCUGUGGGUCUGGGCACUUUUUACUUGAGUACAAUAAAGAGUCUGAGUUAAGGGAACUUUCUGGUGUUUGCUGGGGGGGCCGGGGGUGGGGCAGCGCUGGAGCUAGGAGACAGAGGCCCUGCCAGUCACUGGGGCCUGAGGAGAAGAGCAGAGUGGGGAGGGACCACUCACUCGCCUGGACCAGGCUCUCCUCUUCCUGGAGGCCCAUGUGCCUCAGCUUUCCCCUGCAUGCUACUGACGUCACACAGUUGAGUGCUUGGGAGACUCACACCCUUGACUCAGAGCCCAUCCAAAUCCAGUGCCCAGCUUGACUUUGGACUUUAAUCCAAACAGUAAGGACAGAGGCCAAAAGUGGGGUGGGUAGGGGUAUACGCUACCCUAUGGGGCCCUGUGGCUCUCUAAGCCCCAACUCCUUCUUGUCUCUGUCUGGGAGCCCCUUUAAACCCAGUGAAAGUGGGGCGCCUGGGUGGCUCAGUCGUUAAGCGUCUGCCUUCGGCUCAGGUCA
Zalophus californianus (California sea lion) is the source of this 1397-nucleotide messenger RNA. It is a transcript of the gene SLX1A, whose product is annotated as SLX1 homolog A, structure-specific endonuclease subunit. The transcript has 6 exons. The record is from RefSeq and is a predicted model, not a curated record. Gene Ontology annotation, biological process: double-strand break repair via homologous recombination. Gene Ontology annotation, cellular component: Slx1-Slx4 complex. NCBI's taxonomy places the organism in Eukaryota, Metazoa, Chordata, Mammalia, Carnivora, Otariidae. Gene Ontology annotation, molecular function: crossover junction DNA endonuclease activity; 5'-flap endonuclease activity. The coding region runs from base 40 to 864 and encodes 274 amino acids.